CGUUCGCCAUCGCGCUCGUUGCGAAACUCGCACACUGCACAUCGCAACCUCACACCACACACCAUGUGUCAACACACGUCUUGGCUGUGGCUGCGGGCUGUCAUGCGGACGUGACAUGAUGACGUACGUCGCACACAAUGUGCACCACGCACCUGGCCCAAGGAAACCCUUCACAAGCUGCGUCGAGUGCGCAACGUCACAUGUGUUGACUGACAUCGCACUGCUGGUGGAUCGUUGUCCGGGUUUCGUGGGAGAGUGCACGCUUACAGCGUGUGUGUAUGUGUGUGUGUGGCGCUCUUUUCUAUCUCCCACAACAACUCCACACAGCACAAGCUUGAGAUGACUGCCACCACCUUCGAAAUUGAGCAACUGAGUUGGUGCCGUAUCCCUUGGCCACGAUGCCGGGUCGCCGCUCCUGGCAGUGUCGGCUGCACCGGAUUCUUCCACGCCCACGUCCUCAUCCAGUACCACAGCUGCUGUCAGUGCUACUGUCACAACGACCGCGACGACGACGACGACGACGACGACGACGCUUCUUACAUCGCAGCCUGAUGAGUUUGCCGUUAUCGACAUCAUCCCCGCGUCCACCGCAACCGACACGGCCACACCAUGCUCUCCCACCACCAGAAGCGACGCCAUCGUAGUGCUGGUGCAUGUCCCGAAGUCCAGUGCCAUAACCUCAGCCAUUGGGGCCCCCGAUGAGGCAUCGUCGCCAGAGCACGUGCUGCAGCGCCUGUGUCCUCUGCCAGCAGCCGCGAUGACGACCACGACAGCAGUGAGCACAGUCACACCGGUGGACACGAGGCCCUGUGUCACAGCCGAUGCAGACCAGCCGCUGCUGCCACCGCUGCCCCCACUGGAGCCGUCGACGACAUGUGAGCACCCAAGCAGCAUCCUCGUCAUUGACCCAUCCACGGGCACAACAGCAACCACAGCCGCCGCGCCUAUCGCUGCUACCGCUGGUGCUGCACACGACACAUCGUACACCCUCAUCACCCCCGCCGCUGCAGACGCCAUAGCAGCGGCGGCGGUGACGACGACACCGACGAAACGAGCGGUGGUGUGGGCGGCCCUGCUGCUGUACAUGCUGAUGAUUGGCGGCGCGCAGGUGCUGUUCCGCAUGCAGGUGGUGUUGUAUGGCGACACGACCACCUUUGCCCUCUCCACCUACGUCCUGUUUGUCAUCAUGGGGAGCGUGACGGCCCAGUCCGCGUACGUUGCGUACCAGAUGGCAUACCUGUGUCGCAGUGCCACCCCCAAACCGCGUUGGGUCACCCCCGUGCAAGGCUUCCUCUCUGGCGUGCUCAGCCUGACUGGCCUGGCGCUGUACCUGGUCAUGACGAGCGAUGGCGGCGAGGCGUCCGUGCUGUCUCCGCUCACAGCGCUUUUCAUCAUCAUCCCACUCGCGUACGGCGUGCUUGGCCUUGGUGAUCGUCUCAACGUGCCCCGUACCCUUGGCGUCGUGCUGGCGCUGCUGUCCGCUGUCCUGUUUGCCAUGAGCACCGGUGGCAGCCUCCAGUUUAGCGGACGCACCAUCCUCCUCUUUGUCCUGGCGGUGGUGGCGUGGGGCGUGUGCACGCUGCUGUACCAGGUGUUCUCGCUCAAGGAGCGACACGAGUACGCGGCAGGGUACCUGGGCUUUGUUGGCGGCGUUGUCACGGCUGCGCUUGUCGUUGCCUUUGCCGCUGGCUUCCCCUUACCCGACUUCCACUUCUCCGCCUCCCACGCCAUCGUGUAUGGCGGCGGCAUGUGUCGUGGCAUCGGCUCUGUCACUUUCUUUCUUCUCGCGCGCGCAAUGCCACAGGAAGCGGCGGUGGUUGCUCCCAUCAGCAGCUUGUAUGUCAUGCUGCCGGUCGUCGUGGGCAUGGGCUUUCUUGGGGAGGCCGUCGAUGCGUGGAAGCUGGGCGGUGUCGCAGCGUCCGUGCUCGGCGUGCUGCUGAUGGGCGUGCGUGAUUGGUCGACUGUGCUCCCGUGUCUUUACCGUCACCGUCGUGGUGCGCGCCAUGCCAAGACAGCCAUCCUCCCUGCCGUCGUCAGCGCAGGAACACUUGACCUCGCAACUGCCACUGACAAUGGUGGCGUCGGUGUUGGCGUGCACGCGCGUGAUGUGCUUGUGGCGCCGGCAACAACUGUCACGACUGCGAUUGCUGCAGCAAGGCUACCAUCUUCAGCACUUGACCCACCGUCAUCAUCAUCGUCAUUGUCAUCAUCAUCGUCAUCAUCACCCAGCCCAACACCGCUGACGACUGCGACCACCACGGGUACAUCGACCCCAACAGCGGCACCAGAUGCGCGCAGCAUUGCCGGCGAUAUUGACAUGUGCGAACGACCGCUUAUGGCAGCGUGGGUGGCGCACGAUGCUUGUGGCCAGCACACCACACUCGCGACAACGACAGCGCCAACAACAGCACGUGCUCCACGGACGGACAGGGGGGCUUCUAUCAUUCCCGCUCAAUCAACACCAACAGCAGCAACAAGUGCGACAAUGACAGCAGCAGCAUCACCAGCGUCUGUGCAACGACAACGGGUGCCGUGGUGGCGUGUGCGGACCAGCAAGAAGGGCAGCCGUCGGGCCACGGUGGAGGUGUUGAAGGAUGUGGCACCCAAUGGGGUUGCUGCUGCAUUCGAUGACCUCGCACUGGAGCGGCAGCAGCAGCACGAGGAGGAGGAGGAGGAGGGCAUGGUGGAAAAGGAGGCGUUGGGGCUGUGUGAGGAGACGUUUGGAUGGGGCAACGACGACGACGACGACAGAGGCGAGGGCGGGCUUUGAUCGACUGUUUCACUUUGGUUGUUUUCAUGUUGACAAAGCCUGUACAAUCAAUUCAUAAACGACUCGCCAAC
Molecule: messenger RNA, 2841 nt
Organism: Salpingoeca rosetta
Lineage: Eukaryota; Choanoflagellata; Craspedida; Salpingoecidae
Exons: 3
Coding region: 758-2770 (670 amino acids)
Source: RefSeq, a predicted model, not a curated record